Molecule: messenger RNA, 1302 nt
Organism: Papaver somniferum (opium poppy)
Lineage: Eukaryota; Viridiplantae; Streptophyta; Magnoliopsida; Ranunculales; Papaveraceae
Product: dehydrodolichyl diphosphate synthase 2-like
Exons: 3
Coding region: 118-1119 (333 amino acids)
Biological process (GO): polyprenol biosynthetic process
Source: RefSeq, a predicted model, not a curated record
AGUCCUUACCGCUCCGUACUUAAGUUGGUGGGGGAUUUAACUCUCUCCGACGGUUAAUAUUGGAGAGGUGACUCAAAAACCCAAAACCCCUCAAACCCCAAAUCAGUAGAACCCUGAAUGUCUGCUAUGUUUUUCCUGCAGCUUCCUCUUCCUUCCAUGAAAACCAGAUUAUCCCCUUCCAUAUCAUUCAAACAAGUUCCAUCGAUUCUCAAUAGUCAAUCUUUUAGUAGUAGCAGAAAACAUUCAUCACAAAUUUUACCUUCUUCUUUGUCUAUUCCCAAAUCAUCUCUUAUCAUCACUUCUUCUGCAACUAAAGCUGUGAUUGAAGAAGUAAAUGAAGGUAAUGAAAUGAUAACAGAUGCAAAAGUUCAGACAGAGGAAUGGCGUUUAAGGACUGGUCUUAAAUUAGAAUCUAUUCCAAAACAUGUAGCAGUAAUCAUGGAUGGAAAUGCAAGAUGGGCAAGACAAAGAGGUUUACCUCCAACUUCUGGUCAUGAAGCUGGACUUCGUAGUCUCAGAGAGAUUGUUGACUCUUGUUGUAAAUUGGGAAUUAGGGUUUUGACUGUAUUUGCUUUCUCUACUGACAAUUGGGUUCGGCCUCAGAUGGAGGUUGGAUUUCUAAUGAGAUUAUUUGAAAGAGGGUUAGAAGAUGAAUUGGAGAAUUUUAUGAGGAAAAACAUCCAAGUAUCUGUAAUAGGUGACUCGUCAAAACUUCCAAUUUCUCUGCAGAAAUUGAUAACUAAGGCGACAGAAACCACCAAGAACAACACAAGACUUCAACUGAUUGUUGCAGUUAGCUACAGUGGGAGGUAUGACUUAGUUCAAGCAUGUCAAAGUAUUUCUCAGAAAGUAAAGGAUGGUAAGAUCGAACUAGAAGACAUUGACGAAACCCUAAUCAAUCAGGAACUGGAAACAAGCUGUACAAAGUACCCUUACCCUGAUUUACUUAUUCGUACUAGCGGCGAACUUAGGAUUAGUAACUUCAUGUUAUGGCAAUUAGCAUACACUGAAUUGCUUUUUGUAGAAUCACUCUGGCCUGAUUUUGGUGAAAGCGAGUUUUUAGAGGCUCUCCACUCGUUUCAGCGGAGGCAGAGACGAUAUGGGGGUAGAAAUUCAUAAAAGUUCGCAUGCUACAUACACUCAGUACACAUAGUAAAAACUACUAAGUAGAGAUGUUUGUUAGGACAAUCUAGUUGAACUUGUAUAUUAGUGUUUGUUCAACACUACUUGGUAAAUAUUUUUUUUAACAUGAUGCUACUUCAAAUUCACUAUAAUUCCGCAAUUAAAGUCUGCUAUUUGUAA